This is a messenger RNA of Lichtheimia ornata, 1539 nucleotides long. RefSeq lists its product as uncharacterized. Lineage: Eukaryota; Fungi; Mucoromycota; Mucoromycetes; Mucorales; Lichtheimiaceae. The transcript has 7 exons. Gene Ontology annotation, molecular function: iron ion binding; monooxygenase activity; oxidoreductase activity, acting on paired donors, with incorporation or reduction of molecular oxygen. The record is from RefSeq and is a predicted model, not a curated record. Bases 1 to 1539 code for a protein of 512 amino acids.
AUGGCAUCCAAAUCAUCUGCUACAAGCUAUGCUGGUGGCGUCGCACUGGCAGCACUGGGUACUCUGGCAGCUAUUUACCACGAUCGGGCCGUGUUUGAUGCACGACGACAAGACAUUGUCACACAACCAGGAUGGCCUCUUGUGGGUAAUUUGCCCAUUAUCCUCCAGUGGAAGGAUAUGAUCCACGAAUUCCUUGUAGAGGCAUUCACGUUUUUGAAUGAGCCAAACAUCACCGUAUCGGCACUUGGUAUUCCUCGAAUCGUGGGGACCGUUGAUCCACGCAACGUUGAACAUGUUCUCAAGAACAACUUUGAAAACUACGUCAAGGGACCUAUUUUUCGAGACGCCAUGAACGACUUGUUUGGUCAUGGUAUCUUCAAUGCUAACGGAGAAGAUUGGCGUUACCAACGUAAAACAGCGAGCCAUAUCUUUCAAGUGAAGAACUUUCGAGACCAUUUCACAAAGGUGUUUGUACAAGAGAUUGAGUAUAUGAAUGAGCACAUUUGGGACAAGGCUGCUGGCGAGAACCAAGUGAUGGAUUUCCACGAUAUCAUGUUCAAGUUUACACUCGACUCUUUUAUCCUGCUUGGUUUUGGUGUGAAUCUAAAUGCCCUUGAUUCCAAAGAGAAAUUGCCAUUUGCGUAUUCCUUUGAUGAAGCUCAAAAGAGUACAUUUCUUCGUUUCCUCAAUCCAUUAUGGCCCAUGACAGAGCGUAUUCAAAAGCUGCUAACACCAUGGCGUGCGGGUAUGCGCAAUCAUUUGCACACCGUCGACCAAUUUGCGCGUGAAGUGAUUGAACAACGACGACAAGAAAUGGAAACAGCGGAUCAUGUUGAUCGACAAGAUUUACUUUCACGCUUUAUGCAUGCCUCCAACGCUGAUGGCGAGCCUUUAAGCACCGACGAGCUGCGUGACAUUGUGCUCAACUUUGUCAUUGCCGGGAGAGAUACAACAGCACAGGCGUUGUCGUGGACAUUUUACAUGUUGAUGUGCCAUCCUCGUGUCGAGAGGAAGUUGUAUCAAGAAAUCUUGGAUCAUAUCGAUGAUUCUCAAUUGCAUGAUCCACCUGCUUUAUACGAAGCGAUCAAAGAUAUGAAAUAUGCGCACGCAGUGUUUUACGAGGUGCUACGUUUGUACCCUUCAGUGCCUGUGAAUGAAAAGUAUGCACUUGAUGACGACAUUUGGCCCGAUGGCACCCAUAUUCGAAAAGGCGAUUAUAUUCUAUGGGCACCCUAUGCUCAAGGUCGUAGUGCCAAUGUGUGGGGUCCCGAUGCAAAGGAAUUCAAACCAGAGCGAUGGUUCACUGAAACCGGUGACUUGAAGCGUGAGUCGCAAGGUCAAUGGCCAGCUUUUCACGCAGGCCCCCGCACUUGCUUAGGGCAACAUCUUGCAACGCUCGAGGCAUUGGUGGCCAUUGUCUUUUUGAUCAAACGAUACAAGUUUAGCUUAGCAUCAGGCCAAGAUAUCACUUAUCAAAUCUCUCUUACAUUACCCAUGAAGAAUGGUAUGAAGGUAGUUGUCGAGAAGCGACAUCAAUAA